Messenger RNA from Drosophila innubila, 578 nucleotides. RefSeq lists its product as uncharacterized. The coding region runs from base 187 to 459 and encodes 90 amino acids. The transcript has 2 exons. NCBI's taxonomy places the organism in Eukaryota, Metazoa, Arthropoda, Insecta, Diptera, Drosophilidae. The record is from RefSeq and is a predicted model, not a curated record.
CUCUGAUCUGUGUCUCCUUCAUUUUACUCCAUUUGUAAACUUAAAGUUUGCGGUUUAUUUGACAGUACUGAUAUUUGAUUUUCUUCCACCAUAAAAACGUGGUUUCGAUAUUUUCGAAUACCGAAUUUUGAUCAGUUCUUAGAAAACUGUGAACAGAAUAAGUUUUCAAAGUGCAGACAGUGCACGAUGUCCAUGAGCAGUGAAACUACCGGCGCCAACGAGAGUAAUUCCCCGAACAUAGCAGAAAGCAGCAUCAGCAAUAAUACCGUCGAGAUAAAGAAACUCGACACCCAGGCGACUACUAGCAAAGUAAUAUCGGUCUUAAACAGCGAGAGAAAUUUUAAAGAGGAGACCAACGACAUUCAUUUGGAUCGACUGCAGAAUUUGCGCAACGAACUGAACUAUAUCAACGACACAGACUGGAUGUACGAGAGUCUGGACAAGAAGCCGCAGCAAUAAAUAGCCAAUCAAUAUGUAUUCCUUUCUGCGCCACCUGCUGAUGCAUUCUACCAAGAAGGACCUACAAUUGAAAAAGGAACUAUUCGAUAUUGAAAAUGACUUUCUAGACGAGGAACUAA